Messenger RNA from Penaeus indicus, 489 nucleotides. RefSeq lists its product as uncharacterized. The record is from RefSeq and is a predicted model, not a curated record. The coding region runs from base 40 to 489 and encodes 149 amino acids. The transcript has 2 exons. Lineage: Eukaryota; Metazoa; Arthropoda; Malacostraca; Decapoda; Penaeidae.
CUCAACUAGUGAACAAAGUGAAACCCCACGGACUUCAGGAUGGCUUACCAGACUCCACCUUACACCCCCAACAAGAGAGACAUCCUCCCAGACGAGACAUCUUCUAGAAAGAGGAGAGCUGUAGGAGAUGCCGAAAAUAAUGAAGGAACAGAUAGGAUUGCUUGGCAGAUUAAAGAAGUUUUGCUGCCAUCUCCGGUCUCCAUUCUCAAGAUUGAUGAUGGGCUCUAUACCAUUUAUUCUGCUGAAAGGGUUAAGAGGGAUUCUGGAGAAGACCUCUACAUCCUGUCAAUGCAUGUAAAGGACAACCUGAAUUGUAUUAAGAGAGUAUGGUGUCCUAUUUCUUUUAGAAAACUGCUUACACAAUAUGUUAACCAUGUAUCUUUAGAGGAUAGAACUUAUUAUGAUCUGUUAUCGGAUGAACUCAUCCAAAUUCAUUGUAAUAUUAGUGAUGCUGAUAUGUUUUACUCUGGCCAUGAGCUUAUGUAUUAG